AUGAAGGAUCCGGAGGACUUAAAGCUUUUGCUUGGAAGAUCAUUCCUAGCCACAGCUGGAGCGAUCAUGGAUUGGCCUAAUAGAAGAAUCUCUCUAGCCAAUGUUGACAAGGACACCUUCUACGAUGCUGCACCUCCCGGUUUCUCAUCCAAGCGAUUUCGCUACACAAGUGGAGGAGAGUGCUCACAAGUAAGAGGAGAGUCGCAUGGCUACUUGAUCAAGGAAGUUCUACAGGACAAGAUGCACUUGGAAUCAUCAGGCAACAGGAAGUUCUUGGAGCCACCAAUCCUACCUAACUAA
Microthlaspi erraticum is the source of this 300-nucleotide messenger RNA. The record is from the annotation of a GenBank genome assembly. NCBI's taxonomy places the organism in Eukaryota, Viridiplantae, Streptophyta, Magnoliopsida, Brassicales, Brassicaceae.